This is a messenger RNA of Alosa alosa (allis shad), 8222 nucleotides long. RefSeq names its product guanine nucleotide binding protein (G protein), alpha 11b (Gq class) (gene gna11b). Gene Ontology annotation, biological process: action potential; phospholipase C-activating dopamine receptor signaling pathway; adenylate cyclase-modulating G protein-coupled receptor signaling pathway. Bases 840 to 1919 code for a protein of 359 amino acids. Gene Ontology annotation, molecular function: GTPase activity; G protein-coupled receptor binding; G-protein beta/gamma-subunit complex binding. The record is from RefSeq and is a predicted model, not a curated record. Gene Ontology annotation, cellular component: heterotrimeric G-protein complex. The transcript is spliced from 7 exons. NCBI's taxonomy places the organism in Eukaryota, Metazoa, Chordata, Actinopteri, Clupeiformes, Clupeidae.
ACUCACCGCAGUUGCCUAGUAUCGUACAUACAUCAUACUAGACUGUGUUAUACUGUUUUCCACAGGAGGAAGAGACACCGUCAUCUGCAAAAAAGUGGCAGAAACCAUUCUAAAACCUAAAGCCCAUUUGGCAUUUCACGCAUUUUAGAUAGUAGCACGUAUGUCAGCAUCGCCGCCUUAUUUGCGCUGCAGUGACAUAAGAGGGCUUAUUGUAAAAUAAGGCCGCAUUUUUGCGAAUGGACAUUUUUAUUUGUAUCGAAUCCGUUAACGACUCGGUAAAUGUGUGAACUGUGCCUUUUAUCAAGACACCAGUCAGACAUAUUCUGUCCAUUUUGUUGCUAAGGAGCAGAGGCUUUUCUUGGUUUGAGAGGUUGUAGACAGCGCGGAAAAGGUAGUCACGGAUGUCGCGACAGUCCAGUUUGUCCCGUUGCCACCGGGACCCGUGUUGGUGAGCGCUCAAGACUGAAAGCCGUGGAUCUGGGGGAGUGUCAGUGAAACGAACGAGAGGAAAGCCUGCCCUGGAUUUCAAUCAUUUGCGAGAUAAGGCCCGAACGCAGAGAGAAGGGACAGGGCCUCCUCCUUCGCCUCCUCCGCUUCGACGCUACCCCCUCAUUCCCUGUUUCCUCCGUGAUUUGCUAGGAUUCGCACGCGGGUGAAGUUGGAUACAUUUCGGUGAGGACUUACUUGAGAGCGAGGCCCCCUGGACCCCCUCCCCCACUCCCUUGCAACCCCCUCAAUCAAUCUACUUUCCCAAAUUUCGUGUGAGGAUUGGGAUUCCACAACCACCCAAGGUCCGUGUGGUUUAGUCCCGUCGAAGCCGGGCUCUCCAAACCAGGGGGAUGACUUUAGAAUCUAUGAUGGCUUGCUGCCUGAGUGAAGAGGCGAAGGAGUCGAAACGAAUCAACGCAGAGAUCGAUAAGCAGCUUCGCCGAGACAAGCGAGACGCCAGGAGGGAAUUGAAAUUACUUCUUCUGGGCACAGGCGAGAGCGGCAAGAGCACCUUCAUCAAGCAGAUGCGCAUCAUCCAUGGCGCAGGCUACACUGAUGAGGACAAGCGCGGCUUCACCAAGCUGGUAUACCAGAACAUCUUCACCUCCAUGCAGGCCAUGAUCCGCGCCACCGAGAAUCUCAAGAUCGGGUACAAGUACGACCAGAACAAGUCCAACGCCAUGCUGGUGAAGGAGGUGGACAUAGAGAAGGUGUCGUCGUUUGAGCCACCCUACGUCAGCGCCGUGAAGAUGCUGUGGGCCGAUCCCGGCAUCCAGGAGGCUUAUGACCGCCGCCGAGAGUACCAGCUCUCCGACUCCACCAAAUACUACCUGACGGAUCUGGACCGUGUGACCGCGUCCAGUUACGUGCCCACUCAGCAAGAUGUGCUGCGCGUGCGCGUGCCCACAACGGGCAUCAUAGAGUAUCCCUUCGACCUGGAGAAUGUCAUCUUCAGGAUGGUGGAUGUCGGAGGACAGCGUUCCGAGAGGCGGAAGUGGAUCCACUGCUUUGAGAACGUCACGUCCAUCAUGUUCCUUGUGGCGUUAAGCGAGUACGAUCAGGUCCUUGUGGAGUCCGAUAACGAGAACCGUAUGGAGGAGAGCAAGGCCUUGUUCCGGACCAUCAUCACAUAUCCUUGGUUCCAGAACUCCUCCGUCAUUCUCUUCCUCAACAAGAAGGACCUUCUGGAGGAGAAAAUCUCCUACUCCCACCUGGUGGACUACUUCCCUGAGUUUGACGGCCCGCAGCGGGAUGCACAGGCGGCCCGGGAGUUCAUCCUGAAGAUGUUUGUGGACCUGAACCCCGACAGCGACAAGAUCAUCUACUCGCACUUCACCUGUGCGACCGACACCGAGAACAUCCGCUUUGUCUUCGCCGCCGUUAAAGACACCAUCCUGCAGCUCAACCUUAAAGAGUACAACCUGGUGUGAGCCACCUGUGGGGCCUCAUACAGCACCCCCUAACACACACACUCACACUCAUACACAUGCGCGUACAUACACAAACGUACACGCUAACAAUAACACACACACUCACUCAUAUAUAUAGGCAUAUAAACACACUACACACACAUGCACACACACAAAACAGAAACACAAAUACACAUAUACCUGAAUAUAUUUGUGCACUUGAGUGUGUGUGCACACAUGCAUCCCAUGCACAUUCUUGUGUAUGUGCAUAAACACACACAAACACACGCCCGCAUGCGCAUAGACAGAAACGUACAGACAAAUAGUGUAAAAGUUGAUAUGUGAAUCCCACUCGCACACAUAAACUGACACGUACCACUGUCUACUCCCUUUGAAUCUUCCUGCCCUACCACAAGCCCCGUCCUUCAUUUGUACACUUCAUUAUUUUUGCCAAAGCCACUCCUUCUGGUUGGCAGCUGUAGGGCCCUGAGAGUGUGUGUGUGUGUGUGUGUGCGUGUGCGUGUGUGUGGGCAGGCGAACGAGCGUGCAUGUGCACUCUAAACAUCCUUGUAAGCUCGGACACUGGAAGAGGUCCAACCCUUUCCCCACCACACGCCUAUCACCACCCUGACGACACUACUACUCUGACGACACUACUACUCUGACGACACUACUACUCUGACGACACUACUACCCUGACGACACUACUACUCUGACGACACUACUACCCUGAUGACACUACUGCCCUGACUCCUGUCGCUGCACUUCCCUUUCAUGUGAAACACACACACACGCACGCGCAUAGCGCCCCCUCACCUAGCUGUAGGCACAUCAUGAGGAACCACAGCCAGGACUUUGAUUGAAAGUUUGGCGCAGGCACUAACACACACACACACACACACACACACACACACACACACACACACACGCACAUAUAAGCACACACACACAUAUAUAUACACACACAUUCAGCAUACACAAGUCUUCAGCUCACGUGGUGAAUGUAUCUACAGGUGUGAGCAUUGCGAAGCAAAAACAAAAGAGACAAAAAAAAAAAAAACAAGAUUACAGCACCAUAUAAAGUAGAACACCUGGAUGGCAAGAUUACAGCACCAUAUAAAGUAGAACACCUGGAUGGCAACAAACUCCAGACUGAAAUCAAAUGACAUCUUUAUAAAGCUGAGCAGAAGGGGGUGAAAGGGGACGAGUUUUCCAAAAACAUAAACACCUGAAAUCUCUGUAAAUUCCUGAGAAACAAGAAAAACAACUAUAAUUACAUUUUUAAUAAUAGUGACUAUUGCUACUUGUACUUGCUAUGAAAUAUAACGGCAGAAUUUGAAGCAGUCUAAAGAAGCAAAAUGAAGAUCAGACUUAUUUAAAUAUUUGAAUACGUGUGCAAAUUAAGCUUGAUCAGAGAGUGAGACUGUGUGCUUGUGAGUGAGUGAUUUACGUACGAAAACAUGUAUGUGUGGGUGUGUGUGGUGUAAAUGGAUGCCAUGAGUAUCCCUUUGCGUAAUGUUGCGUAUGUUUUAUGGUAGGCUGCAUCGCUUCUCUGCCUUGCACCGCCCCUCACAAACACCCAUCCCACCUUCUCGACCCCUGACCCCUACCUACACCCUCUGGCCAGGUUGUUUGGCUCACGUGAUUGGUUGGGCCGUAACUUGCCCUUGAUAGUAACUGGCACAGGGUGCUAUAGUCGUGCAAAUGGACGUUCACACACACACCCUCCUCCCUUCAUAACAGUCCCACAAUCCCCUGCUUCCAUUUCUCCCUCCCUACCUGCAGAAUUGUGUGAUGGGGUGGCUUGCGAAGGCCCAGGUGCACAAUGUUUUUAAACCAGUUUACUUUUGUUUGUUUUUCACAAGGAAGCAUCAUCUAUCUAUCUAUCUAUCAGCUGACUCAAGUUUGACAUGCCGAAGCAAAGGAUGCUGGGAUGCGGGAUUGGGAGGGGUUUUAGGGGGUGGGGUCGCUUUUGUGGGGGUUGGGGUUGAGCAUUAAUGUGCUGAAGUCUGAUGAAGUGAAUUGAUUGUGUAUAUUUAUAUUUGUAAAUACGUAUACACAUAAAUGCUUAUGUACAAAAAGUCUGUGGUACACUAUCUUUGGCAAAAGAAAAAAAAAUUAUAAUCCACUUUUUUCGUAACUGUGUACGGUUUUGUUGGGGGUUUUUAAUUUCUUAUGAAUUACAAUAUUAUCAUUGAUACUGUGAUUCUGUCUGUUUCCGUUUUGCUACCACCAUUAACGUGUCACGCAAGCUGUCGGGGCAGGACUCAUGUGCACAGAAAGGUCACCAAAGGUCAGAGGUGAAAAGUGACAUUGUCAACUCUGUGCACAUGACCACAACGCCCAGUCCAGAUCUCUCCUGUUUUAGCUUUUCUCCUUAUACCUACCAUAUAAUGAAAGAAUUGAAAUAUUUUCCUUUUUUGAAAGAUAAUUAAAUAAAUACAUUUUAUUUAUCUAAUUUAUGGACCAGAUUUGAAGGUGUUGAUAAUUUGACUGCUAUUUGUUUUGUUUUUUUCCUCGCUCAUAUUUGAAGUGCAACCCGCUAACAGGUCAAGGUGGAGACAUGAGUCUAUACUGCUGUACAAACGUCUGUUAUGGAACUUUUUUUUUCCUUUAGUGUAUUUGGGGAUUUUUAAAAGAAAAAAAAACUUUUUUGCCUCCAGACUUACUUGUUGCCAUUUUAUUACAAUGUCCUACCAUAAGAUAUAUACUCUUCCCUGUUAUAUAUAUUUUUUUUAAUCAGUUUGAAUUUUCUCAUGGGUUUUUGAUGCAACGCUUAAUCCAACCAUAGGAAACGUACCGUAUGAAAAAAAAGUAGACAGCUUUUUAAACAGUGAUUAGUGACCUAUUAGGUCCAUAUGCUUGCAACAUGUUUUAUUUCAUCUUCUCUGCUUCUUCUUCCUCUUCUUCUCCUUUCUCUUCUUCCUCCUCUUCUGUUGUUGUUGAUGUUUUUUUGUUUUGUUUUGUUUCUGGUAUUUCUAAAUAACACUGCUUGUUUUCUUCAUUGUGCAAGUAAGUAAUGUGCAGAUAGAACUUUCUAGCAAUUUUGGCGUUUUAAGCUUUUAUACUGAUGACCUCGCAUUCUCAUUAUUCAUCAAGGGCUAUCACUAAAAAAAUAUAUUGAAAGGAAGGAAGAUGAGAUGAAUUUUGCUAAAUUAGACUAGAUGAAUGAGGACGGUUGAAAAAAGGAGACGAGACGAGCGGCACAGAUGCCACUUGGUAAGAUCUGCGUGAGUGAGUCCUCGAGAGCUCACAGUGGUGAACAGAACAGGACAGAACAACAGGCUCACUAUUAUUAAAACCACCUAGUGAUGAAUUACACCAUUACUCAAGUAUGUAUGUGUGAGAGAUGACAUUAUUUUCUUUUUUUUUCCUUUUUCUUUUUGCGGGACAGUAUGGUAGAUUGUGCUCUGGUUUCUGAAUGUCUGCAGCCUGGCAGAACCGGAGAGAGGGUUGGGCUCUGAUUUCUGUUGUAUCGGCUCUGUGCUCCCGAUCACACCACUCAGCCCAAUGUGCAUACACCCCCCCCACCCCCCCACCCCCCGCAGAGACUAAAGCACUGGCCUGGUAGAAUUUAUAAAACAUGACAUGGGCAAGAUGGUACAACUCAGCUAUACACAGAAACACGCAAACAUGGCUUCAGAGAAAAUGUCCUUUUACCAAGUCCAUACUGUGUUCUGUCCUAAAAUACUCUUGGUGGACACAAGAUUGAAUGUCCUCAUUUUUACUCUACUAAGGUUAAUUAUCAAUGUGUACGUGUGGAUCUCUUUCUUUCUUUCUUUCUUUCUUUCUUUCCUUCCUUCUUUUCUGUAUUAGAUAUAACAUUCCACACUCACCGCCUUGUAACGACUAAUCUCAUCUGACAGUAUUUCUUCUAAGAGCGUACAAAAAAAAAAAAAAAAAUUACACAUCAAUGAGCGAACCCCUUGACUAUGCUGAGGAGGAACCACAUUUAAAAGUACACACUCCUCUGAGUGGUCACCCUCCCACAGAAUAAGAAGGCAGCUAAUGAUAAUGCACCCCAUCCUACAUGGCCCAGGGCACUUUGUGAGGACUCCUCAGGGUUCCUUAACAGUGGACAAGAGCUAAUGUUUUUUCAACAGUGUUAGACAAGUGGAGUUUGGGUGGUAAUGCCAAGUCCAUAGUUAGUAGGACUGCUCUGCAUUUCUGCUGUUUUCCCCGUACCACUAGGGGGCAGUUAUUCACGCUUGGGUUGGAGAGUGGAGGAGAGAACCAGAAGGCAGCCCAUUUGGUUUGCUCUUCAGCUGAAGGUAGUUUAGUGGAGCACCAUAGGCCUCAUAGUUUGUGGAAAUUCGAUAGGUUGGGCGUUGGGUGUGUUGGUUCGAUUUCUUUUGUGUUGUUUUUGUUCAGUUGGUCUGUGUCAGCCACGGGACAGUAUUUAAUAAGACUGUUGAGAGACAUGGGACGACCCUGUUUAAGUCUGUGUGAGGGGUUUAUGAGCAUUCACUCUUGUUGCUCCAACUUGUAAAAUACCCGGCUCUCAGUUUCAUCCUCAAGUCUAAUCAGGACAGCAGUCCUUACUUUUGCCAUGACAAUUACGUCUCGCUAACAAUCAGAGCAAGGGUGCUGUACUUGCUUUUGCAGACAAUUUGAUGGUAUCUGCCUUUUUAUGGGGGUGUGGUACCUUGAGACAAGUCAGUAUCGUGUUGGUUAAAAUUCAAAAGAUUAUGUUUUUUCUUAAUGCUUGCCAGUAACCCAACUAACAUUACUCUUAAUUCAGCAUACCUCUUCUAUGCAGUCACAGAGGAGGGUGCAAUUUUGGCAAGCUAACAUCUUGUUCCUGAGGGUUGUCAGUCACAGUAUAGUUUCAGAAACGGGUGUAUGUGAUGCUCCGUGUCUCAUGCGGAUGGAGGAGCCAUUUCGGAACAUGAUGGUACUGAACCUUAAAGGCCAGUUUCACAGUGAAACCAGUGGUAUUAGUAAUCAGUUGAGAGCUCCCUUGUCACCCGGUCUAGAUAGUCUUUGUUUUAUGUUGCCGUUUUGUAUUUCAAGAGUUGCACAUAGACAUAUCGGCUGCUCUUCUGCUGGUGGCUUUCAUAUUACAUAUGUGUUUUUUUGUUUUGUUUUUACCAGGGCAGUUGGGCAUGGCAGUUUCAGGCACCAGUAAAAGGGAGCGUGAAAGCUGGAGGGGGGAUUUAUUUGAGUCGUUCCACUGUUAAACACUUGGAAUAGACCUGGCGAUGACGCCCCUAUCGCCCUUUUGUCUCGCCUUUUGUACUCUGCAGUGGUCAGGAUGAAAUAGGCCAAGCCAGUGCUUCACUAUAUCCCCCUCAAACCUAGAACCUGCCCAGGUGAUUUUCUUGCGCUCUGUUGGGUGAACAGAAAGAAAGAAAGAAAGCCCAGUUCAUUAAGGCUCUCGGGCUGAAAUGUAGAUUCACAAAAUGGAGUCCAUAGCUCAUUGCAACAGGUUUACCAAUGAGCAGCUUUUUUAUUAGGUGAGCAAAAAUGCUGUGGGUUUGUCUGCUUUGAUUAACAGGAAUGCACAGCAAGGCAUUUCUGGCUGAAGGCCUACUUUUCUGCUGUUUUUAUUUUUAUUAUUAUUAUUAUUUCUUGUAUUUAACAUGACAUUACAUGAACACUAAGGCAUUUAGGACCACUCCAAUCUCUUUUUUUCCCUUCCUCUUUUGAGUGCAUUUCUCUCUUCCUUUCCUGCUUUUCAAAUCAAACAGGACAAUUUUUAGUGGUGUAUAAAAUACUUUUGUUCACCAUUUUAUUUUGUAAGUAUUCCAAAUGUAAAUGAUGUAAGAUACUGAGUGUGCCAACCCCCAUGUUGUGGAGAGAGCUUCUCCAUACAAGUGCCAAUGUUGUCCAAAUGGCGAGCGGACCUUCGCAACGUGCGCUCCCCCUUUUUAAAAGCGAAACACGAAACAAGUGAUAAACAAAAAAGUAUAUAAAUAUAUAUAUAUAUAUAUAUAACUUCAUUCUGUGUCGAAGGUUUAAGAAAGAAACUGCUGUUUUCUUUUCUCUUGCUCUUUUUUUGUAAACAAAUAACGAGUGAUUUUCAGAUGCAUGUGCUCUCUGUGGUAGUGGGCGGGGCUAAAGGAUUGCCCUUCCUGAAUGGGGACAUAUUAUUGGUUGUUGAUGUACAACAUUCUCGCCAUAUAUGUUUGUUUUUUUUUGUUUUGUUUGGUUUUUUCCCCUUUCAUUUCUUUCUUUUUGUAUUUUGUUUUAAUUUCAACCACUGUUGCCUGAACCUCAUUCAAACAUGAAAAUGAUUUUCAUAGCCGCCUUCUAAAAAAACAAAAAUAAAAAAAGAAUAAAAGUAUCUGUUUUAAAUUUAAAUAAAUUUGUUCCUAUACUUUG